Heterobilharzia americana is the source of this 1760-nucleotide messenger RNA. Lineage: Eukaryota; Metazoa; Platyhelminthes; Trematoda; Strigeidida; Schistosomatidae. The record is from the annotation of a GenBank genome assembly.
AUGGGUGCCUUCCUCGAUAAACCGAAAACAGAGAAAGUAGUUGAUAUGGGCCAAGGAAAUGGACUUCGAUAUGCUAUUUCAAGUAUGCAGGGGUGGCGAGUAGAAAUGGAAGAUGCCCAUGUAGCAAAAUCAGAACUUCCUGUUCCUUUUCAAUACUGGUCAUACUUUGGUGUAUUUGAUGGUCACGCAGGAUCUCGUGUUUCUGAGCUUUGUGCUGCCAGGUUACUAGAUGCUAUUCUCAAUACAGAGGAAUUUCAAAAACUGGAUCCUUCUUGUAGUGAACUUGAUACCACCUUAGUGAAACGGGGCAUCGUUAAUGGUUUCUUAACUUUUGAUCGGGACUUGGCAUCUGAAGACUCAAAUGAAAAAUCUGGCUCUACUGCAGUAGUCGCUUUUGUCACUCCUACACACAUAAUCAUGGCAAAUUGUGGUGAUUCAAGAGCAAUACUGGUUCGAGACAAUAAACCUCUCCUAGCAACCCAAGAUCAUAAACCAUAUAAUCCUAUCGAACGUCGACGAAUUUCUGAGGCUGGUGGUCAAGUUAUGUUAUCUCGUGUCAAUGGUUCUUUAGCCGUUUCAAGAUCUCUGGGGGAUUUUGAAUAUAAACAAGUUUUUAGUCGUGGAGCUACGGAACAACUCGUUUCUCCUGAACCAGAUGUAUUUAUUAUUGAACGCCAAAAGGAAUUCGACCAGGUUCUUCUCCUUGCAUGUGAUGGAGUUUGGGAUGUAUUCGAGAAUGACACUCUUACCACUUACGUCCUUCAUCGGUUGUGUUGUUUACCCUCUUUAGUGGAUGUGUGUUCGGAAAUCCUCGAUACUAGCCUUCACAAGGGUAGUCGGGAUAAUAUGAGUGUUCUUCUGGUUGCGUUGGACGCUGCCCCAACUGUGGAUCCUGAAGCAAUCCGUAAAGAAAUGGAGCUAGAUAGUUCCAUAGAAAAUCUUAUUGUUGAUAUCAUGAAUUCAGCUGGUGAAGAUGCUGACACUUUGAGUGUGAACUAUGUCGCCAAUACAGUUAAAAGUAUGAACCUUCCCAAUUAUCCUCCGGGUGGCUUCAACACCAAACGUGCUUAUGUAGAAAACUUUUUCAACGCACGUUUCCGGCAGAAUAAGUAGCAAGUAAGUAGUAAGACGCUAUGUUGGAACAUUAUGCUUUAAUAUUUUGCAUUUACCAUCGGAUAUUAGCCAUACGUUUUAUGAAAACAAAAAUGGAAAAUCUUAGUUUUGUGUAAAAUAUAAUGUGGUUUGGUACGAUUUAUUACCUGCCUGUUGUACCUUUCAAAUCCAGUUGCUAUCCCCUUGACUUUUACAACUUGCUGUAUUCCUUUAGUAGGGAUGAUGUAGUUUGCAUCGUGUUUUCAGACUUCUUUAUUUGAAUAAGUACUUUACAAUAUUAUAAAGAAAGAAAUUGUCCGUAAAUUGCUGGAGAGAUAAUGUGAGGUUCGCUGGAGUUUCUUCCUUAAUGCAAGACUUUCCUAGCUACUUCGUAGUGUGUCACUUUUGUCACCAUUAUGUGAAUAGUAUUCCAACAUGCUGUUGAAUCAGUUAAAGGUUCACAAUAAUUUAUGAGAUCGUUGUUAUAAAAUUUCGUUUUGAUGAGUAUCUGUUUCACUGUAGUACAAAACUGGCUAUGUUCCCAAUCAUAACACAAGUCAUUUAUUUUCCUAUUAACCUUUUACUUCAUUCAAUGCUUGUCACUCCUCUCUGAGUGGUAUGCAUUCUGAAAACUUUGAUUAAGGUUUCUUUCUCCAACUAGAUAUCUC